Molecule: messenger RNA, 2862 nt
Organism: Durusdinium trenchii
Lineage: Eukaryota; Dinophyceae; Suessiales; Symbiodiniaceae
Source: the annotation of a GenBank genome assembly
AUGGCAGCAGGCACAGCUGCUCCUGGGCUCACUGGAGAUGGACGCAGUGCAGGCAGAUGUGGUGGUCUACAACACCUUGAUGAGUGCAUGCUCCCGCGCCGCGGUGUGGAAGCAAGUGCUCGCGGUUCUAGAGUCCAUGGAGAAGAAGAGAGUCCAGAGCGAUUUGAUUACGUGGAGCUUGAGUCUCACCGCGUGUGCCAAAGCGCAACAAUGGCCCUGUGCCAGCUGGAGAGGAGAACAUCUUCCAACUCCCAAAAGAGGGAGGUCCCUAUGACCCCGCUACGCGGAUGUGCAAACACGUGGAGGAUCUAUAGCGCCGCGAUCAGCGCCUGUGGAAAGGGGCAGCAAUGGCAGCAGGCGAUAUUCCUCAUUGCACGACUGCAGGAUCAACAACUUGAAGCAGAUGUAGUAGCCUAUAGUGCGACCAUGAGUGGUUGUGCAAAGGCAGGACAGUGGCAGCAGGCAUUGCUUUGUCUAGAUGCUCUCCGCGGACAGCAACUGCUCCCAGACCUCGCCAUGCUCUCUGCUGUGACCAACGCCUUGGGGAAGGGCCAGGAGUGGACUCAGGCCCUCGCGUGGCUCGCCUCCACCGCGGUGAACCGCUACGGCGCCUCCGCGGUGAUCAGCGCCGGGACGCCCUGGCAACGGUCCUUGAGCUUCGGCCACAUCGCUGGGGCGCAGAACGCAAUCUUGGCCUCCUGUGGCCAACAGCGCCACUGGCGUUGGGCACUGGACGCACUGGAGAGGUCGCAGCGACAAAAUGGAGAGGUGGAUGCCGUCACAGGCAACAGUUUGGUUGGCGCUUGCACGGGUUGGCCCGAGGCAUUCUGGUACCUUGCCAGCUUUCCUUGGCCCCAAAAGCAAGCGGACGUGAAGGCAUACACUGCAGCCUUGGAAGCUUCGUUGAUGACUGACCAAGAUGAGGCUAAGGAUGAGGAUAAGGAUCUGCCCGAGCAUGUGGAGUGCCCGAGGGUGUCGCACUCGUGGCCUCGAGCGAUGGAUCUCCUCUGUCUGCUGAGGCAACGACAGGUGGAGGCGAACCUGAGAGUUUGGACCAAGCUUCUGAGCGUCCCGGCGCUUUGGCGCACCACCCUGGCGCUGCUGCACGUGGACGACGACGUCGGCUCUGCUGCGGAGGCUCAACUGAGGCCCCUGGCGGCCCGCAACCGGCCCUGGCAGAUCGCUGUCGGGCUGGUCCACCUCCCACAGCCUGCGAUGCUUGAGCACGAGAUGCUUGAGCUGGCAGCCUGCAACGCGGCCAUCAGAAGCUGUGCCGAUGCGUCUGCCUGGCCAUGUGCCCUGGAGCUCCUCGAGCGUUGGCGAAGUCGAGCAGAUCUGUGGACCUACAGUUCAACGAUCGUGGCGUGCGGAAGGGGCGACCAAUGGCAGCACUCCAUGGCUGUUCUGUCGAGGAUGGAGGAGGUGCGCCUCAGCGCCGACUUGAUUGCCAUGAGCGCCACCAUCAGCAGCUGUGCAGCAGCGGCACAGUGGCAACGGGCGCUCAGGUACCUUGUAGAGCUACCACAGGCCAAGCUGGAGGCAGAUGCAAUGACCUACCAUGCAGUGACCAGUGCCCUUGUGAAGGGUGAGAGCUUGGAGCUCGCGAUGAAGCUGUUGGAGCAAAUGAGCAGUGCCAGCAUGGCCAAUGAGUCCUGGAAGACACGCGACGAGACAUGUGCCAAGGAGGUCACCUAUUCCAGAGUCAUCCACCUGACCGUUUCACGAGAAGACGAUGAGGACAAAGCCGACAAGUUCGGGAGCCCAGGACAAGCCGAAGGCCAACGACCCGUGUGGGCAACGGACCAGCGGAAUGGUCAGAGGAUCGAGGUGACACCCACCUACUCCGUGGCGGUGCACGGCCGCCGCGCCGUGGCCGCCGCGCUGGGCGCGUCGGCACCGCUGCGGAGGCCCUCCGCUUCCCGCACCGCUGGAACCGCCGUGCUGGGCUCCGCCUCUUCCUCCGCUCCGCCGGGUCUCGUCGAGGCGCUGGCCCAAGCGGGGCUCGGAGGAACCGCCGCGUCGGAGGCGGCACUGCGGCAUGUGGCGGAGCGGCGGGCGGAGGAGCUGGUGGAGCAUUUGGAGGAAGUGGUGGGAGAGGGGAAGUUGCUGGAUGCAGGAUGGCUGCAGAUGGGUAAGGAGGAGAUUCGGAAGAAGCUGGCAGAGAUUUUUACUGGAUAUUUGCUUGAAAUUCAUCAGAUUGUACAGGUCUCUGACGUCUUCAACGACCUCAGCGUCCCCUGCCGCACCUGGCGUCGCCCCUGGGCCGACGCCCUCGUCGCGGCGCAUCACGCGCGACAGCUGUGGGCACCACACCUGGCAGUGGCGCAGGACUUCAGCCAGUUGAACGCUCUGGGCCUCGGGUGCAUCGUUCUGGAUGGCAUGGUGCCACCUCAGCUGGCUGCGGAUGCUCACGCGGAGCUGGAGCAAAUGGCCCAAGAUGGGAAGCUGAGCGACUUCUCGCAAAGUACCUGCAACCCGGGCUCCCGGCACUUAUGGCUCCGUUUUGCCGGACCCGGCAGCGACGGUGACGGCCUGGUACCUCCGGCGCUGGCGACGCUGGGAGAUGCCUUGGCGGGGCUGCCAGGGGCUUUGGAGGAACGGGCUCGCGAGGUGCAGUUGAGUUCUCCUCGACUUCGUAUCGUGCCGAACUUGAUGGCUGCCACCUACGGACCGGGAAGCCAUUAUGUGCCGCACAAGGACAUGUACAGCGGUGGCAGCUGUGGAUUUGAGAACACUCGGAUGCUCACCAUCUUGUGUUACCUCAAUCCUCACUGGCGCCCGGGCGACGGAGGAGAGCUCCGCGUCUUCAACACCUUGCGAGAAGCUCCUGCAUCGCCUGUGCCCUCGGCGACGCGUAAAUGA